AUGAGGUUUGUGGCAUUAUAUCGAUCCACAACUUGCCGGCGAGGAAAAUUUCUGCUACCACCACACACCGUCACAACCAUUAAGCUACCACCCGAACCCCCUACCAGCAACCAUCUCUAUUUUCAUGUCUAUCUUCUUUUCAACAAUGGUCUUUUUUUACUUCAUAUCCUCUCUCUGUCACUCUGUCUCUCUCUCUUUCCCCUCUUCUUCUUUUACACACACACACACACACUCUCUCUCUCUCUCUCUCUCUCUUACCCCUCUUCUUAUUCUUCUUCUACACUGACUAUUCUUGCUUUUAACCAAUCAAAACACGCCAGCCAGAGCAUACUUUAUUUAUAUCGUCUUCAUUCGCCAUCAGCCUCUGUUCUUUUCUCGUCAACCAUUACAACAGUAACACGUCUUCCUACUUUCUUUACUUGCACAUAUACUUCUUUUUAUAAUGACUCCUCCCUCCUUUCUAUAGCACCUACUACUACUUCUCUUCAUAAGGAUCAUUAA
Acanthosepion pharaonis is the source of this 501-nucleotide messenger RNA. The record is from the annotation of a GenBank genome assembly. NCBI's taxonomy places the organism in Eukaryota, Metazoa, Mollusca, Cephalopoda, Sepiida, Sepiidae.